Quercus robur (English oak) is the source of this 2745-nucleotide messenger RNA. RefSeq names its product two-component response regulator ORR21. Gene Ontology annotation, molecular function: DNA binding. The record is from RefSeq and is a predicted model, not a curated record. Bases 300 to 2351 code for a protein of 683 amino acids. Lineage: Eukaryota; Viridiplantae; Streptophyta; Magnoliopsida; Fagales; Fagaceae. Gene Ontology annotation, biological process: cytokinin-activated signaling pathway; phosphorelay signal transduction system. The transcript has 6 exons.
UUAUUUAUUUCUCUCUCUCUCUCUCGCUCUUUCUGUGUCUCUUAGGGGCUUCACUUCAAUUCGACGUUGUAUUAUAUUUUCCUGUAAAACUAAAUCCUCUGAUUCAUUCAAUUCUCACACGGAUCUAUUCUCUGUUUUCUUCAAUUCCCGCAGAUUCUAGUAAUUAUAUUUACCAGAUCUGACUCCAUUAGAGCCCCAACAUGUUGAAUUCGACAACGUAGUAGAACCAAGUAGGAGAGUAGUAGGGUUUUAGUUUAAUCCUUUGACUGUGCCUCUGGUUGUGCUUUCUAGCUUCUACUAUGGCGGCUAUGCAGAGAGUAGUGGCUGCGGCUCAGUCCAGCGUCAGCACCAGCGGAGGAGGAGGAGCAACCAGCUACUCCUCAAGCAAAGGCGUCGCCGCUUCUUGUGCUUCCGGUACCGCCGCAACUGAACUAGUCGUAAUUUCCGAUCAAUUUCCGGUUGGACUUAGGGUUUUGGUUGUCGACGACGACAUCACUUGCCUCCGGAUUCUCGAGCAGAUGCUCCGCCGGUGCCGGUAUCAAGUUACUACUUGCUCUCAGGCUACUGUUGCCUUGAAUCUUCUACGAGAGAGGAAAGGGUGUUUUGAUGUGGUGCUUAGUGAUGUUCAUAUGCCUGAUAUGGAUGGUUUUAAACUUCUAGAGCUUGUUGGGCUAGAAAUGGAUCUUCCUGUUAUUAUGAUGUCUGCUGAUGGUAGAACAAGUGCUGUGAUGAGAGGAAUUAGACAUGGGGCUUGUGAUUAUUUGAUUAAGCCUAUACGUGAAGAAGAGCUCAAGAAUAUAUGGCAGCAUGUUGUUAGGAAAAAAUGGAAUGAGAAUAAAGAAGUUGAACAUUCUGGUAGCAUGGAAGAGAAUGACCGGCAUAAACGGGGGAAUGAUGAUUCAGAAUAUACUUCUUCUGCUAAUGAAGGAACAGACGGAAUAUUGAAAGCUCAGAAAAAACGGAGCAACGUUAAAGAUGAAGAUGAUGGCGAACUGGAAAAUGAUGAUCCGUCCACAUCAAAGAAACCACGUGUAGUCUGGUCAGUAGAACUCCAUCAGCAAUUUGUUAGUGCCGUGAACCAACUCGGACUUGAUAAAGCUGUGCCAAAGCGGAUUUUGGAAUUAAUGAAUGUACCUGGUUUAACUAGAGAGAACGUUGCAAGCCAUCUACAGAAAUUUAGGCUAUAUUUGAAAAGAUUAAGUGGGGUAGCUCAACAACAAAGUGGAGUUUCUAAUACCAUGUGUGGACCUGUGGAUCCAAAUGUGAAACUGGGUUCACUUGGGCGAUUUGACAUCCAAGCUUUGGCUGCUUCUGGCCAAAUUCCUCCCCAAACGCUUGCAGCCCUGCAUGCUGAGCUUUUAGGUCGACCAACAGCCAACUUAAUUCCAGGAAUGGACCAGCCUACUCUUCUACAAGCAUCUGUACAAGGACCAAAGCGUAUCCCCAUUGAACAUGGUGUGGCAUUUGGUCAGCCUUUAGUAAAAUGCCCAUCCAAUGUUUCAAAACACUUUACACAAUCAAUGAUUUCUUCUGUUGAGGAUGUUUCCUCUGGAUUUGGAGUGUGGCCAUCUAAUAACCUCAAUACAGUUGUGCCUAGUAGCAAUCUUAGUGGGCUGAGUACUCAGAAUGGCAACAUGUUGAUGGAUAUAUUGCAGCAGCAGCAACGACAACAGCAACAGUCACAGCAGCAGUCCAUGCCCCCUGAACCUAGCCGAACAAUCAAUGUGCAGCCGUCUUGCCUAGUGGUUCCUUCUCAGUCUGCCAGUUUUCAGGCAGGAAAUAGUCCUGCUUCAGUCAGUCAGAAUUGCAGCUUUAACAGGAAUUCUGUUAUUGAUUACAGUCUUCUCUCGUCCCAGUCAAAUAAUUCCUUAGUUAAUAUUGGACACUACUCUAAUGGGGAUCUGAAAACUACAGGCGCUCUUAGUGGCUACUCAGGCCCAGGUUCUAUUUCUCCUUCCGUAUCGUCUUGCUCUGGAAAUGCUGACAGUAGCAUGGGUCGGCAAGUUCAAAGCUCAACCAUUACAUUUGGUAAUGCCAGACAGCCUGGAUUUAUUCAUAAUAUGCAUGAUAUUCAGGGUUCCUAUGGUUCCAAAACAGGUGAAGUGCUUGAUCAAGGACCUCUUCAAAAUCUUGGAUUUGUUGGUAAAGGGACUUGCAUUCCAAGUCGUUUUGCAGUAGAUGAAUUUGAAUCAACAAUGAGCAACAUGAACCAUGGAAAAUUAUUUAUGGAGAACAAUGGUAUCAGAGUGAAGCAGGAGCCAAGUGUUGGUUUUAUGGAUAACACAAAAGUUGGCAUACCAGUAUUACAACAAUAUUCGUCAAAUGAUAUCAUGAGUGUUUUUACAGAAUAGGGUUACGUUGUAUGGGUAGCUAGCAUCUUAACUCCCAAGGAGGUCCAAUUGCUUCUUAUCAUCAAAUGAUCAGAUGGAUUCCUGUUAAAGUCUGUAAUAUGUUAGUAUAGAUCUGAUUGCCACUCCCUGAACCAAACUUGCCUUGCUGUGGAGCCUCUUCAAUGGGAUUCUUUAUUUGGAAGGUUUCUCUGAUGUGCUGGGGGCAGGUUUGCAUGCAUUUAGGAAAGUUUGUUUACCUUUUAAUUAGUCUCUAGGAAUAAUAAGUUGUGUCAGACAACAGCUUGAAUUGGUGUCCAACAUGGUGGCAUCUUGCCAGCAUAAUUGUGUAGUUAUUCGGGUUUAAAAUGUUAAAUUCUCAUUUAUUUAUUACACGUCAAUCUGGUAGUUGUAAAUA